Molecule: messenger RNA, 3979 nt
Organism: Botrytis sinoallii
Lineage: Eukaryota; Fungi; Ascomycota; Leotiomycetes; Helotiales; Sclerotiniaceae
Exons: 2
Coding region: 1-2799 (932 amino acids)
Biological process (GO): box C/D snoRNP assembly
Cellular component (GO): nucleus
Molecular function (GO): RNA binding
Source: RefSeq, a predicted model, not a curated record
AUGGCGCCUGCGGCAUCGGUCGCUCAGGCGACUAACAAAGUCAAACGGCCUAUGUCUAUUCAAACAAACGGCAUCCAAUCAUCGACUUCGUCUCCGUCCCCAUCAAUGUCCGCUGGAAGACUACCAUCCGGCUCCAAAAAUUUCCAAAACUCAACUACAACAAAUGGCGCUGGAAACUCGUCGGGAGCUCGAUCUGCGAAUCGAAAUCGCUCGGGGCACACACUUGGUCGAGGAAUCAAGAAUAAUAGUGCAGGUAUGAGAUCUGGCAGUGUUGCAGAGGAAUUCUCAAAAACUGAGCACUACAUUCUUCAUAAAUACCGCAAAAGCCCCCCCUCCCUGAUCAUCCACCUUUACGCGACGCACUUCCGAUUCGAUCAACAACAAAACAGUUUUUCUUAUACUUCUCCAAUGAGAGUACUCCUGGAUCACCUCAGACAGAAAACCAUACCUCAUGAGUUGGUGGAUUAUUUUAUACUGAACGAAGUAGCUUUCUACGAAGGUUGCAUGAUUGUCCAGAUCCUCGAUCACAAAUCUGUUGCCCCCCAACAACCCGCAUCUCAACCGAAGGAGGGAAGCAAGGAAGGCGUUUCGAUUCAUACUCUCAGUAGUUAUAUUACACCGUCCCCAUAUGCGUCGUACCCUAGACCCGACCUAGAAAAAAGUAGAUCGUCAAAAGAACAAAGUAACGAUGGCCCCACGAAAUCAAGGACAUCUGCUCAGCAAGAUAAGGAGAAUAUGCCUGCGCCGGGCACCUCGAACGAUUCCCAGAAAAAUAAAACAGUCCCUGCACCAGCAAAACUCAAAGUGACAACGUGCGUGCUCUUUCCAACACCAAUUAGUACCUAUGUCGAAAUUGCUCGUAAUUCUACUGCACCUCAUACACCAGAUAUGGACAAGCGCCAAGAACGUUCCGAAGGAAGUGCAUCAGCUACAUUAGCGCAACCACCUACACCACUUGGAACUGUCCCACCAACUCCCGGCUUAAAUAUGCCACCAGCCGCGAAAAGAUUGAAAAUGGCUAAAUCUGAGUUUAAUUGCGGCAACAUAUACGCAGCAGAAGCUCAGAUUAUCCUAGCCACUACAGCUCCCUUGGCUCUUGAGCCUGCAAACAGCGCAACAGAAUGUUCACGACUAUUAGAAUCAUUAGCUCACCCUAUGCACUUAGAGAAGCCUCCUCAGCCCAAGUCCCGUAAAAGAACAGUCGCAGAAAUGGCUGCUGAUGAAGCGCUUGCCGCAGAUGAACAACGCUAUAUGCUCAUUUUGGACGAACAACGUUUUGCAACUGUUGCCCGGGGCGCCGGAGGUAUCAAUGUUGCUGAUGGUGCUGGCCAGGCUGGUGGUGGAUUCGAAGCCCGCUUUGAGAAAUUUAAUGCUCUCACCAAUAUCAGAAAGGAUAUCGAAGACAAGAAAGCCUUGAAGAAGGCAGCAGAAGCAGAGGCCCAGCGAAAGUCUAAGGUAGAGGAAGAGAUUCAAAGGAAACAGGAGUUAGCUGAAGCUCGACAAAAGGAGAUAGAAAGACGUCAACUUUUGGCAAGACAACAGGCACAGCAACAAGAAGCUCAACGACGUGCCGUAGCUCAACAGCAACAGCAGCAGCAGCAUCCGCAGGCUUUGCAGGGUAUGCCUCCUCAAACACAAGGCCCCCAUGCACAUCCAUCUCAACCCAAUGGAAUUGUUUCAAAUGGUAUGCAGGCGCAACGGUUCCACCCUCAUCAAGGUACCCAGGCCCAAAUGUCUUCACCAAUCGUUCGGAAUGGAACUCCGCACAGCCAGGCAUCGCCGACAGUCAAUAACGGUAUUGGCAAUAACCCAAUGCAACACUCUACGUCGAGCAUGGGUGGCAGCCCUCCUCGUCCAGGUUCUGUUGUUCACCAAAAUCAUCCUGCACCCAUUGCAGCUCAUGGCAUGGUGGCUCAAAGAAGCCAGCAAAGCCAUGCAGGAACACCUCGUAUGCAUAAUGCGACUCCUAACAUGCAAUCCACUCCUUUGAACCGAGGACUCACACCAAGGAUGAGCCAAGGGAGCCCACUGCAAGGCGUGAUGGCCCAAGCACCUGGAAUGGGCCAGAUUGGAAUGAACUCGGCUCAAAUGCAUGUUCAAGGUAUAAAUAGCAUGUCGCCCGUCGAAACGCAACAAUAUUUGAUGGCGUUACGAGCUCAACAACAGCAGCAGAUGCAAGCUCAAAAUAUGAGAGUAAUGCCUAAUGGACAGCAAUUGACUCCUCAUCAAAUAAUGCAGCACCAACAAAUGAGGCAAAUGCAGAUGCAAGCGAAUGCUAAUAACCCAAACCAUCAAUUAGCUCAAGGUUAUCAAAACCAAUUAGCUGCUAUGCGACAAGCUGGUAUGCCUCAGAAUAUGAACAUGAAUCAACAAUUCAUGGGAAAUAAUAUGAACAUGCAAAAUAUGCAGGGCAUGGCAUUACAGCAGCAAAUGCAACAACAGCAGCAACAACAACAACAAUUACAAAUGCAGCAACAGCAGCAGCAACAACAACACCCCCAACAGCAGCAACCAAUGAAUCCACAGACCGCCAUGGCACAACAAUAUAUGCACGCCAACCCGAUGCAAACACAUCAGCAGAUGGCCGCUGUAUAUAAGCAACUUUACAGUAGAGAGAUGGCAUCUGGCGCACAUCCUCAAGGCCUAUCAGACCUUCUGAAGAAGAAAUUACAAAUGCAAGCCCAGAACAUAGUACUCCAAAACUUUAAAGCGAAGAUGCAAGCAGGCGGGCAGCAAGGUUUCCCUCCAGGUAUGCAGAUGCAAAAUGGUAUGGGUAUGGGAAGACAACCAGGCAUGUAGGAGGUGUAUUAUACAAGUGUAAUAUUAUGGGUAAAUUCGCAUUUGACCUAAUCAAGGAGUUUGAGUUAGGUGCAGAAGGGGGAAUACUUUGGCUUGGGCAAGGCGCAUUUUAGGCAUGAUUAUCACGGGGCACACGAUUGUAUAUAUUACUCUGGUUCGAAGAUUGGAAAGAAUAAGGCGACACAGGGGGAUUGGCUAGGUUCGAUAAAGGAUUGGCGCAGCUGUCCACGGCUAUUCCAGGAAUUCGGAGGUUAUAUGGACAGUUAUCUAGGUACUACUAGAACAUUAAGAUAGUUUGUGACUCACUAUUUAAAACAUUCAACGCCUUCAUAAAAACCAUAAGCUUUCUUUCCGAAUUAAUUCCCAUCCUGUUAUACAUGAAGACAUUACAUAUGUCUGAUCCAAAUAAUGCAAUACUUGUAUGUUGAGCUCAUUUCACAGAUCACUUUUUUGUGCCUCUCUAUGUUCUUUCUCCAUCCUCCUCCAUUCAUCAUCACUUCCUGUCCAUUUGGGUUCUUCCACACAAAAUGCUUCUCCCCAUUCUAAUCUCUGCUCUCUUCCCUUCCAGACAUCCUCACUGCUCUUCCCCAACUCCCUAUUUUUAUCACUCGGAUCUCCAUAUUUUUUCUUCUCCUUCUCAAUCCAUCGUGCCUUAAUCAGUUUAGCCUUCUCAUUAUCGGCAUAUGUUCUCGUUUUCAUACAAAACCAGAAGUCAGACCAUGACUCACUACAAUCUCGUGCAGAGCCAUAUCGAUAUAAAUUAUUGAACUGGCCGCCGAAAGACUGGCAAUAGAAUGCUGCAUCGAAGGCUGUGCGACAGGACAUGGUUGUGGGAAGGAGUUGGAUAGAGAGCGGUUCCGAAGAAUCACUUUGAGGAGGGGCUUGAGUAGAGGGUUGAGAAUGGGAAGGCUCUGGUGGAGGUAUCCGGGGUACGCGGUUAUAUUUUGUACUAGAAGGAUGGGUGUCGGCCUCCAAUUCCUGGAGAAAGGAAUUCAGUUCUUGUUCUGCAAUUUCAUCGCGAGAGAGAGUUUUCGUUUGCGGUUUGGGGGUGGAAGAUUGGGGAGAUGAGACUGGAUCGUUUGAAUUUGAGGAAGCUGAUUUCUCCGCAGAGGGAGCAGAAGAUGAAAACCAGCCCAUUCUGUAGGUUGUUGUCGUUGGAAAUUUGUCUUUUGAGGACUAC